AGUAAUGAUAUAUUUACUUCAACAUAGAGAUACGCCAGAUAAGCGGUAUCAUAUGUCAUACAUUAUUUUACAUUGAAAACGAAAGAGGAAGUAAACAUGUUAGUUCAUGGAAUUCUUCUUGUAUGACUGUUGAUAAAAAACGGAACUCUGUACAGUACACACAUUGAUCCAUGGCUGCUUCUCUACCUGUCGUCGCCACAGCUUUGCACGAGCGUCUUCAAGUGGCAGCCAUUGACUUUGGUACAACCUAUUCUGGAUAUGCGGUGUCCUUUCGUGCCGAAUUUCUUGAAAAUCCAUUAAAGAUUUUCACGAACAAUUGGAAGACUGGAUCAACCAGUGCUGUGUCUCUGAAAACCUCGUCAUGUAUACUGUUCGACCCAGAUCAAAAUUUUCAUAGUUUCGGAUUUGAGGCAGAAGAUGCUUACGCGAAAUUGGCUGAAGACGAAAAACAUUUCAAUUGGUAUUAUUUUAAAAGAUUCAAGAUGCUUCUGUACGAAAAUAAGCAUUUAAAAAGAACUAUCAAGCUGAAGGAUGACAAAGGUCUUGAAAUGCCCGCGAUGAAGGUAGUGACGGAGUGCAUACGGUACUUGAAGGACCAUCUCAUAAGGACGUGUGAGGAGAGGAAAACAGGACUAAAUGUUCGCGAGAUUCACUGGGUCUUAACUGUGCCAGCAAUAUGGGACGACUCUGCCAAACAGUUCAUGAGGGAAGCAGCUAUUGAGGCUGGUAUUGAGACCCAGAAUUUAUCGUUGGCACUGGAACCGGAAGCUGCAUCAUUAUUCUGUAGGUACCUUCCGGUAGAGAGGGUCCAGGGUGAUGAUGGUGUCGGAAAGAUAGCUAGUUUUUCUCCAGGAAAGAGAUAUCUCGUACUGGAUGCUGGAGGAGGAACGGUUGACAUAACUGUUCAUGAAACACUGCCAGACAGUACAGUAAAAGAGAUAUACAAGGCCAAUGGAGGACCGUGGGGAGGAACUACGAUAGAUAAAGCUUUUCUCAACUUUCUCAUUGAAGUGGCUGGAGAAGACACAAUCGAAAUUUUUGAAAGAGAUUUUAAAGAGGACUUUCUAGAGCUGUUUAGAGAGUUUGAAAUAAAGAAGAAGACAUUCGGUCCAGACAUAGAGGGUAACCAGAAAAUAACGUUCAAGGUUCCAAUUUGUAUACACGAGACUUACAGAAUGCAACAUAAUGGAGAAGAUUUCCGACGAAGUCUCUUAAUGAAGCAAAGCUUAAAAGGUCAGAUCAGUUUUACGGGUGAUAAGCUGCGUGUGCAACCAGAGCAGGUGAAGAAAUUGUUUGCAGAAACGUGCCGAAGAAUUGUUACCCAUCUUCGAGAAAUUUUCUCUAAAUCUGCUGUUAGGAACACCGAUACUAUUUUAAUGGUUGGCGGGUUUUCUGAGUCUAUAAUGUUGCAACAUGCCGUAAAGCAAGCGUUUCCGGAAAAGAAGGUCAUCAUACCGGAGGAGGCCGGACUGGCAGUUUUGAAAGGAGCGGUAAUAUUUGGUCACAAUCCAAACAUGAUUGUAGCAAGAGUUGCACGUCAGACGUAUGGGCUGAACGUAUACAGAAAUUUCGAUCCGAAUGUUCAUCCAAUCGAACGUUUAGUUAUAAUAGACGGCAAACAAAAAUGUCGAGGUUGUUUCAGUAAGCACGUAGAAGUUGGACAAGAAAUUCCGGCAGGGAUGACAUUUGAAGAAAAAUCAUAUUACCCUGCGUCAAGAUCUAGUACAUCUAUGGUAUGUAGCAUAUACACAUCCAGCCAGCGGAACCCGGUUUUUGUUGAAGAUCGUGAAUGCAAGUAUCUCGGCCAGCUCCCAAUGGAUGUAUCUCAUAUAGAGAAUUACAAGGAUCGGAAAGCACUGGUAAAGAUGAUAUAUGGACAAACGGAGUUGGGUGUUGAAGUUCGAAAUGCCAAAACUGGUGAAAAACUAAGUGCCUCGUUCAAUUUCCUUGAUUAAUUCAAUUCAAAAUGGUCAUGCUGUGUGAUAGCUUGUUAAUAUUUGAACUAUCAAAAUUUAAAAUUAAAUAACUGUUUACUUACUUUCUGUCAAAUACAUACCACCAAUGAUUCAGAUUUCAAACGUAUGAAUGUUAUUGUGAUUUGUAAUUAGAUCUAUAUAUAUAUAUAUUAACUUCACGAAAAAAGUAUCACAUUUAGCCAUUUUAAUGAGAAAUGAGUGACAGGAACCAAAUAAAUGUAUCACUACAAAACCAUCAACAAAAUUAUUUGAAUUUAUUUUCAAAAAAAAAUUCAAAAUUAUUUGAAAACAAAUUCAUUCAUUUAAUUCUGUCUUAUAUAUAUAGUUCACAAGUAUAAUGAUUUUGUUGUCUGUGA
Ruditapes philippinarum (Manila clam) is the source of this 2332-nucleotide messenger RNA. RefSeq names its product heat shock 70 kDa protein 12B-like. The record is from RefSeq and is a predicted model, not a curated record. Lineage: Eukaryota; Metazoa; Mollusca; Bivalvia; Venerida; Veneridae. The coding region runs from base 171 to 1955 and encodes 594 amino acids. Gene Ontology annotation, molecular function: ATP binding; ATP-dependent protein folding chaperone. The transcript has 7 exons.